This is a messenger RNA of Brassica napus (rape), 3727 nucleotides long. Its product is annotated as abscisic acid 8'-hydroxylase 3. The transcript has 7 exons. The coding region runs from base 1982 to 3382 and encodes 466 amino acids. The record is from RefSeq and is a predicted model, not a curated record. Gene Ontology annotation, molecular function: iron ion binding; heme binding; (+)-abscisic acid 8'-hydroxylase activity. NCBI's taxonomy places the organism in Eukaryota, Viridiplantae, Streptophyta, Magnoliopsida, Brassicales, Brassicaceae. Gene Ontology annotation, biological process: sterol metabolic process; abscisic acid metabolic process.
AUACAUUUCGCAUUAAUCAUAUGUAUUUUUUAUUUUUUUUUAAUAUCUGAACCGAUGAUCGGCCUUUGAGUGGCAUCUAAGUUACACGCGCCCCUAUCUAGUUUUUCUCAGCUCCGUUUUUCGUCGUUACUAGGGUUUGGAGGCACUUUGGUGGUCGGCGAGCUCGCCGGUCUCGGAGCGACCUUGCCUCUUCGGAUAUUGUGCAACAAGAUGGAAUAGUCGAGAUCCGGUGUCAUCCGGCGGUGCUUCUCUCUCUUCUAGCGUGUUCGGUUUGGUCCAUGUAGUGGCGAACUUCAUAUGAUAGCCUCUCUACUCUGGUAUUUUUUUGGCAGUACGGUGGUGCUCUCGGUUAGAGGACACCGGUAGGUAGCUGGAAUCCGUUAGUUAGUUAUCGGGACUGAAGUGUUGGGCUUUGAUUCGACGAGUGCGUUGUCGGCGUCGGCGGUUCUGGUUACUGGAAUGGCGGUUCCUGUAAUCUUUGUUUCUAGUCGGUCCAACCGUCUCCUCCUCUCCGUGAAGAAAGGACACUCCGUCGGUGGCUUGCGAUGGUGACUGGAGUAGGAUCUGGCACUGGCCUUGGACACCCCGGCCCAGUGAUGCUCAGGGAACCAGUACGCAGGUUGUAGUGUUCAACAGAGGAGGAAUCUCUUCCUCGUCUUCUUCCCACGGCUUUUUCCUUUUUUUAGAUGUAUAUUAUAAUGGCUUAAUCGCAUUGUAAUCUACUAUGCAGUUUCCAGUAUAGCGAAGCCUCAAGACUAAGUCUGAGACAGAUCGGAUAUCCGGGUAGUUUUAAGAUAUCCGGAUCUGGAUUUUUAUCCGGCGGAUCCAUAAUUAUACUAUCCUUAUCCGGAUCUGGGGUUCUCGAAUGUCCGGGUGUCGGAUAUCUUUCUAAAAAUUAUAAUAUUUGGAUCCGUAUUUGGAUCCUUAAAAUAAAUAAAAGAUAUAUAUAAAAUAUUAACAAUAAUUUUAAAAUAAAAAUAUAUAUAAUAUGUUUAAUUAUUUUUAUGUAUAUUAUUACAAAAUUUACAUAAAUUUAUAUAUACUAUUAUAAAGAUGAAAAUAUAUUAAAUAAAAUUAGUUUUUAUAUGUAGAUAUUACUAUUUUUGAAAUAUUUAUUAAUAAAAUUUACGGAUCCGGAUUCGGCUUUGACAGAUCCAACAUUUUACUAUCCGAAUCCGGAUUCGGCCUCUCCGGAUAUCCGGAUUUUCGGAUCGGAUCCGGAUCGGAUCUCGGAUCGAAUCCGGAUCUCGGAUAAAAGUCUCAGGCCUACUCAAGACCACCAUUAACCCUAGUCUCUUAACUGGUGUUCUUAGCUUCGGUUAAGAGAUGAUUCUUAGCUUUUUUUAGAUUUUAACUAAAAAAAGUUAAGAACCGUCUUUUAAAUAAGAUAUAUAAGAAACUGAGGUUAAUCCUUGAAAUGUUAAAAAAGAAAGAGACCGAGGUUAAUCAUGUACUCGUGUACUAUUUUGAAUUUUUUUUAUUGGGGUUAAGAUUUUAAUUAAUAUAUAUUUAUUUAGAAAAAUAUCCAAAACACAAAUACACACAAGAGGCUAGUACUUAGUAGGCUACAUAGUUAAACUAGUAAUAAUCCUUGAAGUGUAGCCAUCAAUUAACAUGGCAAAAAUUUAAUUAAAAAAAACCUUCUCCUUUGUCUCUACUUAAGAGCCACAAUUUGCCCUUUCCUUGAUUUUAAUUCCAAUUAAAAAGGAUGGCUAGUACAGGUCAAAACCUCACACGCUUUUUUUUUUUUUUUUUUUUGGCAUGCUCAUCGAAGACACGUGCUCUCGUCACUCUUCUCUGAUAUGAGCUGGCUCCACAAAAGGUUCCUUUUAGGAAACUCCCUCUCCUCCCCAUUGCCUAUAAAACCAAUUCAUCUCUCCCACUUGAUUUUCCAUCUCAAACAAACUUCCAUUAGAGACAAUUUACAAACACAUUCUUCAAAUUCCCACACGAAUUGGGUUUUGUCCAAAAAUUAAAUAUAAUGGAUUUCUCCGGCAUGUUUCUCAUUUUCUCUGCGGCGGCUCUGUUUCUAUGUUUACUCCGGUUCAUAGCCGGAUUCCGUCGAAACUCCUCCUCGAAACUCCCUCUUCCUCCGGGAACAAUGGGUUAUCCUUACGUAGGCGAAACGUUCCAGCUUUACUCACAAGACCCAAAUGUGUUCUUCGCAUCAAAACAGAGAAGAUACGGAUCGGUGUUCAAGACUCAUGUACUGGGAUGCCCAUGUGUGAUGAUCUCGAGCCCUGAAGCUGCCAAGUUCGUCUUGGUUACGAAAUCUCAUUUGUUCAAACCAACUUUUCCGGCGAGCAAAGAGAGGAUGCUCGGAAAGCAAGCCAUCUUCUUCCACCAAGGAGAUUAUCACGCUAAACUCAGGAAGCUCGUCUUAAGAGCUUUCAUGCCUGAUUCAGUCAGAAACAUGGUCCCACACAUCGAAUCAAUCGCUCAGGAAUCACUCAGUUCUUGGGAUGGAACUCAGCUCAACACUUACCAAGAAAUGAAAACAUACACUUUCAAUGUGGCGUUAAUCUCAAUACUCGGAGAAGACGCAGUCUUUUACAGAGAGGAUCUAAAACGAUGCUACUACAUUCUUGAGAAAGGUUACAACUCGAUGCCGAUUAAUCUCCCGGGAACACUAUUCCACAAAGCCAUGAAAGCUCGCAAGGAGCUUGCUCAAAUCCUCGCAAACAUCUUAUCGAAGAGAAGAGAAACCCCAUCAACGCACAAAGAUCUUCUUGGAUCAUUCAUGGAAGACAAAGAAGGGUUAAGCGACGAGCAAAUCGCUGACAACAUAAUCGGAGUUAUCUUCGCGGCAAGAGACACAACAGCGAGUGUGCUGACGUGGAUCCUCAAGUACUUAGCAGAUAAUCCAACUGUCCUAGAAGCUGUCACUGAAGAACAAAUGGCUAUAAAGAAAGCGAAACAAGGAGAGAGUCUAACUUGGGAAGAUACAAAGAAGAUGACACUAACUUCUAGAGUUGUCCAGGAGACAAUGAGAGUUGCUACAAUCUUAUCUUUCACAUUCAGAGAAGCUACUGAAGAUGUUGAAUACGAAGGAUAUUUGAUACCAAAGGGAUGGAAAGUAUUGCCACUAUUCAGAAACAUUCAUCACAAUGCUGAUUUCUUUUCGGAUCCGGGCAAGUUUGAUCCAUCAAGAUUUGAAGUUGCACCGAAACCGAAUACAUUCAUGCCAUUUGGGAAUGGGAUCCAUUCUUGUCCAGGCAAUGAGUUAGCUAAACUUGAAAUCUCUAUUCUAAUCCAUCAUCUCACCACUAAAUACAGGUGGUCAAUCGUGGGACCUAGCGAUGGAAUUCAGUAUGGACCGUUUGCCCUUCCUCAGAAUGGAUUGCCUAUUGCCUUAGAACGAAAACCAGAGGUGGACGUUUAGAAAAUUACAAGAGCACCUCCUUAGCUUCUAAAAUUAGGUGGAAAAUUCUUUUUCAUUUUAGUGGCAAAUUAUUUCACUGGCUAAGAAAUAAAAUUAUUAGACAUGAAAAGGGAAUAGGAAAAAAAAAUCCCUAAUGGGACCCUAAAUGUAAAUAGUUUUCAGUUAUUUUAAAUAUAUUUUUAGUUUAGGUUUAUGAAAUGUAGAGAAUUAAAAUUUUGGAGUAAUAGGAAAAUAGGUUAUUGUAAGAUGGCUGGCUAGUCCGUUAUUGAGACUUUCCCUUUUUUGUUAUUUCUCUCAAAUUGUAAAUUAUUUUGUUAUAUCAAUGUAAUGAAUAAAAUUAUGGAA